AUGGUUUAUGAGGAUUACGGCUUAGAUAGAGGCCAUGUGAAUCUCGAAUUGAGUUACAUGCUUAGCAGGAAAAGCUUGAUGAAGCUAACUCAUGACACAACUCCAGUUAAAAUUGGGAAUUUUCGACAAUUUCAAGGUUUCAUCCGUCUCCGAAAGUCUGACCAAGUGCUUCUAUGUGUGGAAGUCUCUCUAAGAAGCAACAAGAAAACGAUGAAGACACAGACACUGAUGGAAAACCAAUCUGAUUAUAAUCAUGAUGAAGACACAGACACUGACAGAGAACGAUUUGACUAUUGCGAUGAUUCAGAUGGUGCUACAUCAGAUGACGAGGACUUUAGAGGGUACGGAUUAACUCCAAAAUUAGAUAUAGAGAUGAAGAAGGAGUAUAAGCCAAAGAUUGGUUGGAAGUUAAGAGCAUCACCAACAAGUGAUAGUCCUCGCUUUACCGUACGCAUCUAUGUUUCUGAACAUACUUGUUCAGUUACAGAACGAUCAGCUCGUUGCAGACAAGCAACACCAGAGAUUAUCGGAUCUUUAUACACUGAUUUCAUUGGUGGAGUGGAGCCAACCGUUUUGCCAGGUCAUGUGCGGCAGUCCCUCAACAUGUGCUUUGGAAUAAAGAUUAACUACUGGAAUGCUCACCGGACACUGAAAUGUGCAAGAGAAUUGGUUAGGGGAUCCGCAGAGAGUGGCUACCAUGAGUUACCUGUGUAUCUGCACAUGAUUAGAGAAGCCAAUCCUGGGACAUUCACUCGCCUUGUAGUAGAUUCUAGUGACAGAUUUAAGUACCUUUUCAUUGCAUUUGGUGCUAGCAUCAAGGGCUUUCCAUUCAUGAGGAAGGUUGUUGUGGUCGAUGGCACAUUCUUGCAAGGAAAGUACAAAGGAACUCUACUAAUUGCGUCAUCACAAGAUGGCAACUUCCAGAUAUUUCCAAUUGCAUUUGAGAUAGUCGAUACUGAAAACGAUGAAUCAUGGAAAUGGUUUUUCAAGCAACUCAGCUGUGUGAUACCAGAUGAUGAAAGACUUGCUAUUAUUUCUGAUAGACACAAAUCAAUUGGCAAUGCAAUUUCCGAGGUCUAUCCAUCUGCUAGCCGUGGAGUUUGUACUUACCACUUGUAUAAGAAUGCCUUGUUAAAGUUUAGAGGUCGCGAGUUAUUUGGUUUGGUUAAAAAGACAGCUAAUUCAUUCAGGCUUUCAGAUUUUGAGACCAUAUUCGAUGAGAUCAAAGCAAUGCACCCGGCUCUGCAUCGCUAUUUGGAGAAAGCAGAUGUAAGGAAGUGGGCACGCACUACAAGAAAAUAG
Molecule: messenger RNA, 1302 nt
Organism: Brassica napus (rape)
Lineage: Eukaryota; Viridiplantae; Streptophyta; Magnoliopsida; Brassicales; Brassicaceae
Exons: 2
Coding region: 1-1302 (433 amino acids)
Source: RefSeq, a predicted model, not a curated record